Molecule: messenger RNA, 4314 nt
Organism: Protobothrops mucrosquamatus (brown spotted pit viper)
Lineage: Eukaryota; Metazoa; Chordata; Lepidosauria; Squamata; Viperidae
Gene: ANKAR
Product: ankyrin and armadillo repeat containing
Exons: 22
Coding region: 1-4314 (1437 amino acids)
Molecular function (GO): protein binding
Source: RefSeq, a predicted model, not a curated record
AUGUUGAGACCAAUUAAGAAGCAAGCCCUUAGAAAUGAGCAAGCAGAUGAAGCAGCCUACUUAGCCCACCUGGCAGCACAGAGGAAUGCUAGUGCCUUCUUUGAGAAGUACGAGCGAAGUGAGCUUCAGGAAUUACUUACCACUUCGUUCUGCAGCUGGUUGGCAUCCAAAGACGACAUGCGUCAUCCAUUAGAACUUCCCAGUGGACUUCUGAGUCAGAUGAAAAGCAUCAAUACUUCCAUAGCGAUUAUACUUAUGCCAGUGGAGCCAGGCUUAGAUUUGGACUGUCGGGAAAUUCAUCAAAUGAUCAGAGAGUUGGCUGUGGGCAUUUAUUGUCUGAACCAAAUCCCUUCUAUCAGUCUAGAUGCCAAUUAUGAUCAGAGCACUUCCUGUUCACUCCCUCCGGGAUAUUUUGAUACAAGAAUAGGACAAAUAUUAAUCGCGGUUGACUAUAUGUUGAAAGCCCUGUGGCAUGGAGUAUACAUGCCCAAGGAAAAAAGGGUACGAUUCUCUGAACUCUGGCGCUCUAGCAUGGAUAUUGAUCAAGACGGGGUUCCCCAAACAUUAAAAACGCCUGCUGCAGAGUUCUGUCAAGCUGGUCUAAUAGAUAUUACAAAAGAACCAGAAUUCCGAGGAAUCUAUGAUGAAAACAUGAAUGAAGAUCCAACUUACAAUCCUAACAGCAUAGAAGAAAAAAUGUUCUUUAUGCAGUUUGCAGACCAUAUAAUACUUAAGCUGACAUUUGCCACUACAAAGAUUCAACAGUAUGAAGACGUGUUCCUGUUUGAUGCAGCGUACAACCUCACCAAUGCAAUUAGAAUGACUGAGGACCACCUCGAUGCUUUUUCAUACCAGAGACUACAGCAGAGGCUCACCCUUCAGCUCAAACUUGUGAAAAAGCAUCUAGAAAAAAAAGAAGACAUUCAAAAGAACAUAGCAUACAUGAAGCUGAUAUGCUUUCUCAUCCCAUUUAUCAUUAAUUUAAAGAGAAAAAAUAAAGUUCCAAAUUUAAGCCGGCUUCUUCAGCCCUAUUCAGAUGACAAAGUUAAAACCGAACGUGAAUUACCCCCAUUUAUGCUAGGAACAGAUUUCAAAUGCCAACAUUUUUUGUAUGCCCAGAAUCAGUAUUUCCAUCUCCAUGGUGGCAUUGAAUUUGAUGUUGGGACGCCUUCAGUUGAAGAAGUUUCCAAAGAGGUUAAGGCUGCCUAUGAUGAAAUGCACACCUGUGCAAUAAAUCAUCUUACUCAACUGCUGGACCCAGAUGCCCCCUACAGAGAACAUUAUUCGAUACCAGUAAUGGAUUUUGAUGGCAAAAGAUAUUACGUAAUUGGCAUUGAGCUUGAAGCUUUUUAUAUGCUUUUUAAGAGUCAGUGGUGGGGAGCUAUCAAUGAAAUAAUAAGCAUCCUUAAACCAAAAAGGCUUCCAUUAACUGACAUGCAAGCAAUGGAUCAAUUCAAGAAAAGAUUUGGCUAUAAGAAAGCUAUUAAAUGUAAGAGCCUGUCUUUUGGCAUGAAAUCUGCUGCUGAUAGAGGACUGGCUGCCAUCUUCCUUACCUUCUGCCGCAGGACCUCCAUCAACAGUCUUGCUAUUACAGAUGACAAUGGUUAUGCAUAUAUCCAUCAUGCCGCUAUUUACAACCGUGUGGCAAUUAUAGCUCAGGUGGUUAAAUUGCAUCUAACUAUUAAUCAAAAGCGUUCUAUUCCAGUGAGCCAAGCGUGGGGACCCACAGCUUUGCACCUAGCAGCCCAGUGCAGCUCCCUUGAAGCGCUCCAUUUCCUUCUGGCUUUAAGAGCAGAUUACCAAAUACCCGAUGAUCGAGGAUGGUUGCCUAUCCAUUUUGCUGCCUAUUAUGACAACGUGGCCUGCAUCACAGUCCUCUACCGAAAAAACACAGAGCUAAUAGAGGCUGAAACUCAAUCUCUAUAUCAUUCCACACCACUUUUGCUUGCAGCUGUAUCUGGAGCACUAGAUAGUAUGAAGUAUUUGUUUUCUCUUAAAGCCAACUGGCUAAAAAAAGACGGUGAAGGAAAUAACAUAAUACAUUUGGCUGCACUGAACUUCCAUACAGAAGUUUUAAAGCAUCUAAUUGAGUUGAAUAGCCCUGAUCUCCCAGUUUGGAAAACUCUUGUUGGCAUGCUGAAUUGCGAAUCCUAUAUUAGGAAAAGAAUGGCAAUACGGUGUUUAGAAGUACUUUGUCUUGCCAAAGGUGAUUACUGGAAAUGUAUAUUGCAGGCAGGUACCAUACCCUCAUUAAUCAGCUUGUUGAAGAGCGAAGACGUCAAAUUGGAGUGCAUCACUCUGGGAGUGCUGAGUAACAUCUCCACCCAUGACUCAAUUGUCAGAGCCUUUGUAGAAGCUGGAGGCAUUCCCGUGUUAAUUAAGCUCUUGACUGUGGAAGAACCUGAAUUGCUGUCUCGUUGUGCAGUGUUUUUAUAUGAUAUUGCCCAGCUGGAUAAUAAUCAAGUCAUCAUCGCUGAACUGGGUGGAAUUCCUGCUCUCAUCGAUCUAUUGGAAUAUGACUUACAAAAUCUGCUUGUGAAUGUAAUGAGCUGUAUCCGAGUAUUAUGCAAAAAUAAUAAAGAGAAUCAGCUGAAAGUGAAAGAAAUGAUAGGCAUUGAACCACUUGUCCAGUUCUUACGUUCAGAUUCAGAUGUCCUGGUGGCAGUGGCCUCAGCAGUAAUUGCAGAAAUUUCUCGUGGGAAUAUGGAAAUGCAGAAUGCUAUCGUGGCGGCAAAUGUUAUUGAUCCUCUAAUUCAGCUUCUCAGAGGAAGGAAAAUCAGUGUCCAGGUUAAAGGAGCAAUGGCAAUUGAGGCCCUCUGUGAAGGGAACACUCUUAUCCAGAUGAAAUUUCUAUCCAGAUCUGUGACCAAGUUCCUUCUGAAGCUCCUAAAGGCCUUUCACUUGAAGGUGAAGGAACAAGGGGCUGUAACCCUCUGGGCCCUAGCUGGACAAACCCUGAAGCAGCAGAAAUUCAUGGCAGAACAGAUUGGGUACAAUUUAAUUAUAGACAUGCUUCUAUCACCGUCUGACAAAAUGCAGUGUGUUGGAGGAGAAGCUGUCAUAGCUCUUAGCAAGGACAGUGAAAUUCACCAGAACCAAAUAUGCGAAGGGAAUGGAAUUGCCCCUUUGGUCCGGCUGUUAAGAAGUGGAAGGAUAGCAGAAGGCACCCUCCUCAGUGUGAUCAAAGCCUUAGGCACAAUGUGUGUCGGUGAAGCUCAUAUAAGCAAUCCACUUAGUCAAGAGAAUGUAGUGGAUGAAGGGGCUUUGCCGAUACUUGUUCAUUUACUUAAAACUCAUCCAUCCCUUCAGAUAAAGGUUGAAGUUGCAUUUUCCUUGGCUUGUAUUGUUUUAAAGAAUAGCAGUCUGCAAACUGUAUUACAAGAGAAAGAAGGUUUUUGUUAUUUGGAUGUCCUUAAGCUUUUUUAUGCACCAGAUAAGGAUAUCCGUUUACGAGCAGGAUAUGCUAUUGCAAUUUUUGCUUACAAUAAUCCUACACAACAGAUACUGAUUUUAGAGUCUGGACCCAUAUCAAUCCACGUAUUUGAACCACUUCUGGGCUCGGAUGUAGAGACAGAUAGAGCAAUGGCUGCGUUUCAGAUUGUAAUAUUAGCAAAAAUUAUAAUUAAUAUGGAUCAAGUUAGUUUAUCUGCAAGAGGAAUUUCUAUCUUGGUUGACCUACUAUGUUCAGAAAAAUCAACCACACUAGUGUUAACAGGAAAAUUAAUAGCUAGCUUGGCCCACACAAGGGCAGGCAUUCCAGAAGCAAUCACAAGCUUGGGAACUGUCCAACGUCUUUGUUAUCAUUUAUAUGCAAAGGAAGAGGAGGUUCGUUCAGCUGUGGCAUGUGCUCUUGGCUAUCUAACAUUUAAUCGGACUGCAUAUCGCCAUCUGUUGGUGCAAUGUAGGAAUAAGCCCAAGUUGUUCAAGAGGCUAAUAAUAAAUCUCAGCAAAGAUGCAAAAAUAAAUUCGGAUUUCGUAAAGGAAUUUAAGAGACAAAAAAAAGUUGGGCUCCCAUCUCUCAGCCUGGAGAUAAACGGAGGGCCACCUGCUGUCCCUGUACACAUACGAGAAAAAUUUCGAGGUACUGGUGUUAAAGUAUACAAAGGAAAGUUUCGUCCGAAGGAUUCUCUCUUUUUAAUUCCCCCAACUUCGUAUAUAAUGGGAAGAUUAAAAACUCCGGAGAAACCCCGCAUUCCAGCAUCUGGACACUAUCAAUUUCCACACACAACAACAUCUGACCUCAUUCAGGUUUCAAGACCAAGAAUUGUUAAUGUCGAGGCACUCAAACAUAGUUUGUCCGAAGAGAAAUUUUAA